CCCGCCCCUACCGAUGUCCCCUCUGCCGAUUCUCCAGCCUGCGGCCCGAGGGGCUGAGGAGGCACCUGGAGGGUCACUCAGCUCGGAGAGGGGGGGAGGAGGGGGGAGAGGAGGACCGGAGUUUGAGGCAAGACGGCAUCGAGAGAAGGGCAGCUGCCCGUCUCCCCGAGCUGGUUACGGAUCUUCUGGAGCUGCCGGCCCCUCCCCCCCUCCGCGGCACACGGCGUCCGGAUCAUCCGGAGCGGAGUGACGGCCUGAAGGAGCAGCAGAUGGAGCGUCUAGACCUGAAGGAGCAGCAGAUGGAGCGUCUAGACCUGAAGGAGCAGCAGAUGGAGCGUCUAGACCUGAAGGAGCAGCAGAUGGAGCGUCUAGACCUGAAGGAGCAGCAGACAGAGCAUCUAGACCUGAAGGAGCAGCAGACGGAGCGUCUAGACCUGAAGGAGCAGCAGACAGAGCAUCUAGACCUGAAGGAGCAGCAGACAGAGCGUCUAGACCUGAAGGAGCUGCAGACGGAGCGUCUAGACCUGAAGGAGCUGCAGACGGAGUGCCUAGACCUGAAGGGGCUGCAGACGGAGCGUCUAGACAUGGAGACGGAGCAGCAGCAGACGGAAUGUCUAGACACGAGAGUCAGUCUGCAGAGGAACUGUCUAAACCUGAAGAUGGAACAACAGACGGGUCCUGAGACGGAGAGUCUAGACAUGAUAGACAGUACACAGACAGAAUGUCUAGACAUGAAGGAGCAUCCAGACCUCGAGAGGGAACGGCAGACGGGCCCAGAGACGGAGUGUCUAGACAUGAGCGGCAGUCUGCAGAGGCGUCGUCUAGACAUUGAGACAGAGCAGAGGACGGUGCAUGAUAGGCCAGAGCGUCUAGAUAGGAGCGUCAGUACACAGACGCAGCGUCUAGACAUGGAGCGGAAGGGGACUGGGCAUGAUGGGCUGCAGUGUCUAGACGGGAACGUCAGUCUUCAGACGCAGCGUCUCCAGGUGGAGCGGGAGCGUCUAGACUUGGAGAGGCAGCGUCUAGACUUGGAGCGGGAGCGCUGGAGCGCGCAGAGGACGGUGCUGGCGCUACAGGAGCGCAAACUGAGGCUGCAGGUGAUGGCUCUGCAGAGACAGCUGGACUCCGCACGGUGACACCCCUGGGUGGGGCACCCUGGGGUGACGGGAGAGGCACCCAUGGGUGGGGAAUGACUCUCACCCAAUAGACGGUCAUUGUUUUCUGACCGCUGGGAUCACAGAGAGAUGACCUGGAGGUGGGGGGAAUUGACCCUUGCCCCCACAGACCCUGACCCUACUGACGGUCAGUAUUGGUCCUGACCCACCCUGACUGACCGCUGGUCACAUGGACAUGGCCAUCUCUCUCCCUCUGUAUCUGUCCCUCUCUCUCUCUCUCUCUCUGCCUCUGUCUUUGUCUCUGUCACUCUCUCUCUGUCUCUUUUUCUCUCUGUCUCUCAUUCUGUCUCUCUAUCUCACUCUCUCUCCGUCUCUCUGCCGUGAUCUUGCAGUACAUUUUCAAAAUACCGAGGAUGAAAAUAAACACAUUUAUGACGGGUA
Molecule: messenger RNA, 1556 nt
Organism: Leucoraja erinaceus (little skate)
Lineage: Eukaryota; Metazoa; Chordata; Chondrichthyes; Rajiformes; Rajidae
Product: involucrin-like
Exons: 2
Coding region: 270-1136 (288 amino acids)
Source: RefSeq, a predicted model, not a curated record